UUAAGGCGCAUCCGCUGGCUAAACCUCUUCAUCUACCAACCAACCAACCAACGAAGAAGCCUCUUGAGAUUUCCCAAGAUCAAAUCUAAAAACCCUUAGUAAGUACCUGACUAUUCAAGCUUAUGGCAUCGAGAAGAAUUAACAGCGAGCUUAGGGACCUGCAAAAGGACCCUCCACUGUCUUGCAGUGCCGGUCCUGUGGGUGAUGAUAUGUACCACUGGCAAGCAACUAUCAUGGGUCCAACUGAUAGCCCAUUCACCGGUGGUGUAUUUCUUGUUUCCAUUCACUUCCCUCCAGAUUACCCCUUCAAGCCACCAAAGGUUUCUUUCCGCACCAAGGUCUAUCACCCGAAUGUCAACAGUAAUGGCAGCAUCUGUCUUGACAUUCUGAAAGAGCAGUGGAGCCCUGCUCUUACCAUAUCCAAGGUUCUUCUGUCGAUAUGCUCAUUGCUGACAGAUCCAAACCCUGAUGAUCCUCUGGUUCCAGAGAUAGCUAACAUCUACAAGUCAGACCGUACCAAGUACGAGAACACUGCCCGAUCCUGGACCCAGAAGUAUGCAAUGGGAUGAUAUGAUGAUGGUUGGCAAUAAUGAUCCGCACCAGUAAAUUGCGCAUUUGUCUAAGAAUUGGGGAAAUAAGAAGAAAAAAAACAUGGAUUUGGCUUUUGCUUGGCUGCUUGAUUUAAUUAGUUUUAUUAUCUUCUUAUGUGUUGGGUGUGUACAUGAGCGCUAUUUAAGCCUUAUUGAAACAUUUGGUAUCUUUCUUUUAAUCCAGUAAUUGGCUAUUAUAACGAUCAA
This is a messenger RNA of Brassica oleracea var. oleracea, 797 nucleotides long. RefSeq names its product ubiquitin-conjugating enzyme E2 30-like. Gene Ontology annotation, cellular component: nucleus. The record is from RefSeq and is a predicted model, not a curated record. Gene Ontology annotation, biological process: protein polyubiquitination. Bases 123 to 569 code for a protein of 148 amino acids. The transcript is spliced from 5 exons. Gene Ontology annotation, molecular function: ubiquitin conjugating enzyme activity. Lineage: Eukaryota; Viridiplantae; Streptophyta; Magnoliopsida; Brassicales; Brassicaceae.